AUGGCGCCAUCACCAUCAAAACCCAUCGCCCUCGGCAGCAUCGCCGCACGUGGCCGCGCUUUCCGCCAAGUCCUUCUCCGUCUGACACUCGUGUACAUGCGCAACCGCAAGCGAAUUUCCUACGCCGUCUACGUCACCCUGUUCCUGGCCCUCGUCCACCGCAUCCGCAAUACCAUCGCCGACCACAAGGGGGCGCAGGCCCGCGAGGCCGAGAAGCGCGCUGCCAAGGCCAAGACGACCGCGAUAUCCGACGAUGGCGAAGCCGAGGGGAAACAAAAAAAGGUGGCGCUGAACCGGGAGUUCUUCCGCUCGUUGGGACACCUGCUGCGGAUUGUGGUGCCCGGGUGGAAGACGCGGGAGACGCAAUUUCUAGUCAGCCACAGCUUCUUCCUGGUGAUGCGGACGCUGAUCAGCCUGAAAGUGGCGGCCAUGGACGGUGCGAUUGUGAAAGCGCUGAUCAAGGGCAAUGGGCGCGAGUUUUUGAAGCGCAUCAUGUGGUGGAUGAUUAUUGCGGUGCCUGCGACGUUCACCAACUCGAUGUUGGCGUAUCACCAGUCGGAGUUAUCUCUGCGGUAUCGGAUCCGCCUGACUGAGUACAUCCACGAGAAGUACCUGUCCAAGUUGACCUUUUACGGCAUCUCGGCCCUCGACGACAGGAUCAAGAAUGCGGACCAAUUAAUCGCCGUUGAUGUCACCAAGUUCUCAAACCAUCUUGCGGAGCUCUACAGCAACCUAGCCAAGCCGGUGCUUGAUAUGACCAUUUACACAAUUUCACUUUCCCGUGCCGUCGGUGGUGAGGGCGUCGUGUUCAUGGCGCUCCUGGUGCAGCUCUCUGCCAACCUCAUGCGGGCGCUUACACCACCAUUCGGCAAGUAUGUCGCGGACGAAGCGAAGCUGGAGGGCGAGUUCCGCUUCCAGCACACAAGAUUGAUCGACCACAGCGAGGAGAUCGCUCUCUAUGCGGGCCACGAAGCGGAGAAGGACACGUUGGACAAGGGCUACUUCACUCUGAUCAAGCACAUCAACUUUAUUUUGCAGAGGCGCUUUUACCACGGUUUCAUGGAGGACUAUGUCGUCAAGUACAUCUGGGGCGCGCUCGGCUUGGUCCUGUGCAGUAUGCCCGUCUUCGUCAAGCUCCCCGGCCAGGUUAUCUCCAGCAUGGGCGACCGGACAGAAAGCUUCGUCACCAACCGGCGGAUGCUGCUUGGCGCUUCGGACGCCUUUGGUCGCCUCAUGUUCUCGUACAAGGAGGUCAUGGAGCUCGCCGGGUACACAUCCCGUGUCUCGUCCCUCCUCCAGGUCAUGGACGACAUACAAGCCGGCAAGUUCUCCAAAAAGCUCGUCUCGAGCUCCGACACCGAAGCCAACGCGGCCGUGCUCAAGGGCCGCGGUGAGGUGUUCACCAGCAAGGACAUCAAGUUCACCGACGUACCCAUCAUCUCUCCCAACGGUGACGUGCUCGUCCCCGCCCUCUCCUUCUCGCUCUCCCAAGGCGACCACCUCCUCGUCGUCGGCCCCAACGGCUGCGGCAAAUCCUCCCUCUUCCGCAUCCUCGGCGGUCUCUGGCCCGUCUACGGCGGCACCGUACACAAACCACCCUUCCACGAAAUAUUCUACAUCCCACAACGCCCCUACCUCUCCAGCGGCACCCUCCGCCAGCAAAUCAUCUACCCCGACAGCCCCAGCACCAUGCAGGCCAAACACGUCACCGACGACGACCUGCGCGACAUCCUCCGCAUCCUCUCCCUCGAACACCUCCUCGACGUCUACCCCGACGCCUGGAACGCCGAAGCCGAAUGGAAAGACGUCCUCUCCGGCGGCCUACAGCAGCGCAUCGCCAUGGCGCGACUCUUCUACCACCGCCCGCGCUACGCCAUCCUCGACGAGUGCACCAGCAGCGUGACGCUGGACACAGAGAAGGUCAUGUACGAUACCGCGAAGGACUUGGGUAUUACCCUGAUGACGGUCAGUCACCGCCGGAGUCUGUGGAAGUACCAUACGCAUAUCCUGCAGUUUGAUGGACAGGGGCAUUAUGUGUUCAGUAAGCUGGAUGCGGAUAGGAGGAUGAAGCUGGAGGAUGAGAAGGAGGAGUUGGAGUUGCAGUUGAGGGGGGUGCCGGAAAUUGAGAGGCGGAUUCGAGAGUUGACCGGCGCUGAGUAG
Molecule: messenger RNA, 2160 nt
Organism: Dichotomopilus funicola
Lineage: Eukaryota; Fungi; Ascomycota; Sordariomycetes; Sordariales; Chaetomiaceae
Product: ABC transporter transmembrane region 2-domain-containing protein
Exons: 2
Coding region: 1-2160 (719 amino acids)
Biological process (GO): peroxisome organization; very long-chain fatty acid catabolic process; long-chain fatty acid import into peroxisome
Cellular component (GO): peroxisomal membrane
Molecular function (GO): ATP hydrolysis activity; ABC-type transporter activity; long-chain fatty acid transmembrane transporter activity
Source: RefSeq, a predicted model, not a curated record